ACAGACAACUGACCUUGACUUCUGUUUAUUUUUCAUUUUUUAACCUUAAAUGGAAAAUAAAUAUAACUAAAGACAAGGUUGGUUGCCUGUCUUUUCUAGUAUGCGGUUUUUAAACUUGUUUUUGGACACUAGUUGUUCCUACCUAAACCAGCACCCGGACCUAGAUGCACAGGGUUUUCUCAUAUAUAUACCGGGAAACACUGUAUUAGCGGAAUAAUCCAGCUUUUCAUUCUUUCACAGUCUUGUUAUGUUUUAAUCUCCCUUUGUUGUUAUUACAACUGAAUCAGUAAUCCUUUUACAACAGGCUAUACUUUCUACAUCAUUUGUCCUGGAAAUAUCUGGACAAGUUUGAAUGUUGUGUGUUACAUGAGACUCACAAUAAUCCCAUACCUAAACUAACACUUUACAUGUUUAAUUACCAAACCCCUGUUGGAGGACGAUUGAUAGUAGGGAGAUGCCACGCAAUGCAGAUUCAGUUCCUAAGCUUUGAUUUCUGAGAAGAAUCAAACUUUUAGGGUAAUGACUAUUAAAGUUCUAAGUUCAGUCCAGUCCCUGCGAUGAAGGUCAGAAGUGUAGUGAUAUUUCUGAGUGUAGAAGUGGGCUCUGAGGGGUGGGCUCCACCCCUGCUCUCCCCACUCUCCUUGCGCCCCGGCAAUCAUCCUGCCUGACCGUCAUCACAUCCUUUGUCUCUCUGUGAGACACUCCAUGCCCAUCUUCCUUCCCUCCAUUUCUGCUCUCUGUCCUUUCCCAGUCACUCCUCUAAAGAGUCUUUAGUGACUUGACGGUAUCUAUUGUAGAUAAGAACACAUUUUCUAUGCUUUUAAUUGCCUUCUUUGUUCACCAAUGAAUUCCUCACACACUCUGCCUCUUCUCCCUCUCUUCCUUCCUCCCUCUGUCUCUCCUUCUCCCACCAUCCCUGUCCUCCUUCUCCCCCUCUAUCCUCCCUCCAUACUCCUAAUUUUCCCUUCAAUCUCCCCUCUCUCUCACUCACACACUUUCCCUUCCUCUCGCCUUGCUCUCCUCCUCUCAGUGCUGAUGACCAGUUCGCCAGCUCCAUGGAGACCAAUGUGGUGAUCCGUAACGAUGGACAGAUCAUGUGGGACCAGCCGGCCAUCACUAAGAGCUCGUGCUCAGUGGAUGUGUCCUUCUUCCCGUUCGAUGCCCAGCAGUGUCGCCUAACCUUCGGCUCCUGGACACACAACGGCAACCAGAUGGACCUGGUCAACGCCCUGGACAGUGCUGACCUGGCCGACUUCGUGGCCAAUGUAGAGUGGGAGGUUCUGGGCAUGCCAGCCAAGAAGAACGUGAUCCUGUACGGCUGCUGCUCAGACCCCUACCCAGACAUCACCUACACCCUGCACCUGAAACGCAGGGCCUCCUUCUACAUCUUUAACCUGCUCAUCCCCUGUAUGAUGAUCUCCUUCCUGGCCCCGUUGGGCUUCUACCUGCCAGCUGACUCUGGGGAGAAAGUGUCCCUGGGGGUCACCGUGCUGCUGGCACUGACCGUGUUCCAGCUGCUAGUGGCAGAGAGCAUGCCACCCUCGGAGAACGUACCACUCAUAGGCAAGUACUACAUUGCUACCAUGACGAUGAUCACUGCGUCGACCGCCCUGACCAUCUUCAUCAUGAACAUCCAUCACUGUGGUCCGGAGGCGCGUCCCGUCCCUGAGUGGGCCCGCCGCUUCAUCCUGCACUACCUGGCACGGAUCUGCUUUGUCUAUGAGGUGGGAGAGAACUGCUUCACCGGCAUCCCCAAGAAACGGGCCCCGCCCGAGCUCCCACCUGACCACAAUAUCAACCCCCAAACCAGAAGUACCAACUGGGAUGUGAAUGGGGAGUCCUUGGGAGGGAGGGGUGGAGAGGAAGGGGUUGGGGUGGGUGUAAAAACACAGAAAGAGGAGGGGGAUAGACUGGAUGUGAAAAGAGGCUCAUACCAAACGUUUGAGCCCAGUUGGUGGAAAGACGACCUGUUUGUGAGUAUAGAUGCUGGAGAGGAGGAGGAGGGAGCAGCAGGAGGUGAGAAAGAAGGAGGAGGAGAGGCAGAAAGAGAGAAGGGUUUCAGAGGAGAAAGUGUGUGCAUGGGCGGAGCAGUGGCGGCAGAAAGAGGCAAAGGCGGAGGAGGAGAGAGAGGCUGUGUGGGAGGAGGUGGAGAAAGAAGGAAAGGAUCAUUAGGAGGCGCAGAGGCUAGGGUUAGGAGAGAGGUGGUGGUGAGGGCCCAGUGUGUGUGUCAGCACCAAGCACUAUGCAGGAACAUCGAGUACAUUGCCAGCUGCUACCACGACCAGCGCUCUACCCAGAGACGUACGGGUGAGUGGAGGAAAGUGGCCAAGGUUAUGGACCGACUCUUCAUGUGGCUCUUCUUCAUCAUGGUCUUCCUCAUGAGCCUCCUCAUCAUGGGCAAGGCUGUCUGAGCACGUGCAGAGAGAAAAGGGAGAAGGCUCCGGGUACAAGUUACCCUUAGGCACAGAUCUAGGAUCAGAUCAUACCCUUCCCAAAUACUGACCUUAACCAUUAAGGGGGAUCCCAAACAGACCUUAGCUCAGUUUCUAAUGGCAACCUUAUCCUACUCCGAGGGGCAGUAGCGGCCAACUAAACCAUUCACAAGUUUACCACAGGAGAUACUGUAUGUGGAAAUGUGUUUUUGUACCUAGUAUACUAGCUGUUUAUGUUCCAAGGCUGUGACGAAGAGGAUUAAUUGGAGGAUAAUCUCUUGAUACAGUGGUGGGGAACUUGGCAGUUUCUCUGUAUCGCCACCAUACAUAUGUUUUCUACGUGGAUCUAAAGUAUUUGUAGAGGAGACAGGAACACACUUAAUCUGUGGAAUGGAGCCAAAGCAAAUCUUCUGCCACCCUGAGACUGUUAUACACACAUACACACAUGCAAACAGUCAAUCAAUUAAAUGUAUAUAUAAAGCCCUGUUUACAUCAGCAUUUGUCACAAAGUGGUCAUACAGAAACCCAGCCUGAGACUCCAAAGAGCAAGCAAUGCAGUGGUAGAAGCACGGUGUCUAGGUAAAACUACCUAGAAAGGCAAGAACCUAGGAAGAA
Molecule: messenger RNA, 3047 nt
Organism: Oncorhynchus mykiss (rainbow trout)
Lineage: Eukaryota; Metazoa; Chordata; Actinopteri; Salmoniformes; Salmonidae
Product: neuronal acetylcholine receptor subunit alpha-10
Biological process (GO): monoatomic ion transmembrane transport
Cellular component (GO): postsynaptic membrane
Molecular function (GO): transmembrane signaling receptor activity; acetylcholine-gated monoatomic cation-selective channel activity
Source: RefSeq, a predicted model, not a curated record